AAAAAAAAAUCAAUUACAAGAACCAGACUCUAAUUUAAACCAGCUAAUGGAGAAAUAUUUAUUGGGCCACAAAAAUUUCUUUGAAAUUCUAAAAUUCUAAAAAAAUUCAAAAUUCAGCGUAUCGAGUACUGCGUAUCUUGCUCCCCAGUUUUUGGAGUUAUAAUUUUGAAAUUCCAAAAGGGGGAACUUCAAAUUUAGCAUAUCGAGCAUUAGAAGUAUAAAUAUCGGCGAAUUGGUGUUAAUUUUGGUAUAUGAUUGGGUGAACUGAUUAGUAAGCAUGACUAUUCUCAGCAGAUUCUUCCACAACAAAAGACCCCCAGAUGGGUUGCUUGAAUUUUCUGAUAGAGUUUAUGUUUUUGAUACUUGUUUUUCUACGGAUGUUCUGCGGGAUGGAAUUUACCAAAUUUAUCUUCACGAGGUCAUAAAUGAAUUGCGUGAAGCGUUUCCUGAUUCGUCCUUUCUUGCUUUCAAUUUCCGAGAAGGACAGAAGCGUAGUUUGUUUGCAGAGACAGUAAGUGGAUAUGAUGUUAUGGUACUGGACUAUCCUAGGCAAUAUGAGGGCUGCCCCGUGUUGCCAUUGUCACUGGUACACCACUUUCUCCGUGUUUCUGAUAAUUGGCUUUCGGGGCAUAAUCAGCAUAAUAUUAUUUUGCUGCAUUGCGAGAGAGGUGGUUGGCCACUUUUGGCAUUUCUUUUGGCUAGUUUUCUGAUAUUCAGAAAAUUAAAUAGUGGUGAAAGGAGGACUCUUGAGAUGGUCCAUCGCGAGGCCCCAAAAGGGUUUUUAAAGCUGUUAUCUCCCCUAAAUCCGUUUGCUUCUCAACUCCGCUAUCUUCAGUAUGUUUCAAGGAGGAAUUUAUCUCCAGAGUGGCCACCCCCUGAACGGACACUUUCCUUGGAUUGUCUUAUUCUCAGAGGAAUACCUAGCUAUGAUAGCCACAGUGGCUGUAGGCCCGCCUUUCGCAUCUUUGGCAGAAACCUCCAUAAUAAGGAUGGGUUAUCAACUCAGAUGCUCUUCUCUAUGUCUAACAAGAAAAAGAGCCUUAAUCAUUACCGACAGGCAGACUCUGAUGUGAUUAAAAUUGAUAUCCAGUGUGUGGUGCAAGGAGAUGUUGUACUUGAAUGUGUACAUCUAGACUUGGACCUAGAACGAGAGGUUAUGAUGUUCAGAAUAGUGUUCAACACUGCUUUUAUUAGGUCAAACAUUUUAAUAUUGAACUGUGAAAACUUGGAUAUUCUCUGGGAUGCCAAGGAACGGUAUCCAAAAGGUUUCCGAGCAGAGGUACUGUUUGGUGAAAUUGAGAGUUUGUCUCCCUUGAAAGAACCAACCGCAGUUUUAAAUGGUGAAGAGAGGGGUGGAUUGCCUAUUGAAGCGUUUUCAGCAGUUCAGGAACUAUUCAAUGGUGCAGAAUGGGUCGAAAAUAGUGAUGACGCUACUAUGUGGUUGCUGAAGCAACUUUCUGUUUUGCAAAGUAGGCUAAGCUCAAAUACAUCACCUGCUGACUCAGAAGAGGCGUCAAGUGUUGCUGAUUCAGAUUUUUUUAUGGAGCCUGAAAACUUUUAUGAGUCAUCAAACGCAAGUAUGACAAAUUUUCUUGAUGAUCCCUUGUCUCAUGAUUCUGCAUCAGAUGAAGCAUCAGAUCUCCUAUCCAAUCCUUCUGGAGAUAAAAGUUUAGUCCAACAUAGUGUUUAUUCGGACCUUGAGAAUGAUGCUCUACAUGAUAUGCCCACUCAAUUGGAAAAUGUUGCACAGGUCGAUCUUACUCCUAGGUUGGUUGGACAUGAAUCUCUAACUGAGGUCAAAGAAAGUGCUUCUUCAUCUUUUGUUGUCACUGAUACAAACAAGCAAGAAGUUCUGCCAGCAGAAGCACUGUCUCCUCUUCCACCUCUUCCAAUUGAAUCAAGGACAGAAUUGCCGCCACCUCCACCACCACCUCCUCCUCCGUUGCCUCCAGCUCCUUUUAUGAGUUCAAAUAGAGAGCGUGAUAGCAGCAGCUAUGAUUCAAGUAUUUCUACUCAGUCACUCUUUAUGCCUCCACCUCCACCACCUCCGCCUAUAUCCCUUUCAAAGGCUACAGAAUAUAACUCUGUACCUCCUCCUCCACCGCCACCGCCUCCACCCUCUUUUGGGGAUACAUUUAACAAGUCUGUACCUCCUCCUCCUCCUCCCCCUCCACCGCCUCCGCCUCCGCCCCCUUUUGGGGAUACAACUAACAAGUAUGCACCUCCACCACCACCACCACCACCUCCACCCCCUUUUGGGGCAUCAGCUAACAAGUCUGUACCUCCUCCACCACCACCGCCCCCGCCCCCUUUUGGGGUAUCAGCUAACAAGUCUGUACCUCCUCCCCCACCACCACCACCUCCCCCUUUUGGGGUAUCAGCGAACAAGUCUGUACCUCCCCCACCACCACCACCACCACCACCUCCCCCUUUUGGGGUAUCAGCGAACAAGUCUGUACCUCCCCCACCACCACCACCACCACCACCUCCCCCUUUUGGGGUAUCAGCUAACAAGUUUGUACCUCCUCCUCCACCACCACCACCACCACCUCCACCCCCUUUUGGGGUUUCAGCUAACAAGUCUGUACCUCCUCCACCACCACCACCACCACCCCUUUUCGGGGUAUCAGCUAACAAGUCCUUACCUCCUCCACCACCACCACCACCUCCACCACCCUCUUUUGGGGCAUCAGCUAAUAAGUCUGUACCUCCUCCACCACCACCUCCACCAUCACAUGGUCUAAGUAAUUCUGCAAAAGUAAAUGCUCCCCUACCUCCCCCAUUACCAACAAGGUCAGGUCCACCUCCGCCACCUCCGCCUCCUCCUGGGAAUGGUAACCUCAUAAGAAUGCCUCCCCCUCCCCCACCACCUCCAUCCAAUAAUUCUACAAGACCACCUCCCCCACCACCUCCACCUUCAACCAAAGGUACUUCCAAAAUUACACCACCACCUCCACCAGCACCACCUGGUCCUAUGCGACAAGUCUCAAAACCUGCCCCACCUCCGCCUCCUGCACCAAAAGGUCCUGGUCCCGGGCCGCCUCCACCCCCCGCACCUAAGGGAGGUGCACCACCUCCCCCUCCAUCGUCUGUUGGAAGGGGAAAAUCUUCUGUAGGGAUGACUAGUUCAAGAAAUAGACCUGCUUCUACAACGAUAAAGAAGGCUCCAUUAAGAGCUCUACAUUGGUCAAAGGUUACUCGAGCAGUUAAGGGAAGUUUAUGGGCUGAUACACAAAAGCAGGAGAGUCAGGCAGUGGCCCCUGAGAUAGACAUAUCAGAACUUGAAAGCUUGUUCUCGGCUAAUACUGAUGCAAGUGGUGGGGGUAAAGUAGGCGUUCGGCGUGGCACUAACGUUAAAAAACCAGAAAAAGUUCAAUUGGUUGAUUUGCGUAGAGCUUAUAACUGUGAAAUAAUGCUUACGAAAAUAAAGAUGCCUCUUCCAGAUAUGUUGAGUGCUGUUCUUGCAUUAGAUUCAUCAGCACUGGACAUUGAUCAAGUUGAAAACCUGAUAAAAUUUUGUCCGACAAAAGAGGAAAUGGAAACGCUGAAGAAUUACACUGGGGAUAGAGCUAUGCUUGGGAAGUGUGAGCAGUUUUUCUUGGAGCUGAUGAAGGUCCCACGAGUUGAAUCUAAAUUGCGAGUAUUUGCUUUCAAAAUUACAUUUUCUAGCCAGGUUAGUGAAUUGAGAGGCAACUUGGAUACAAUUAAUGCUGCUUCGCGAGAGGUAAGAGAAUCUGUGAAGCUGAGACAAGUGAUGCAGACUAUUUUGACAUUAGGAAAUGCAUUAAAUCAAGGCACUGCAAGAGGUGCUGCUGUUGGAUUCAAACUAGACAGUCUUCUUAAAUUAUCUGAUACACGUGCCAGAAACAACAAAAUGACCUUAAUGCACUACCUUUGUAAGCUUCUAGCUGAGAAAAUGCCCGAGUUGCUGGAUUUUGACAAGGAUCUUGUUCACUUAGAAGGAGCUUCAAAGAUACAAUUGAAAUCAUUGGCUGAAGAAAUGCAAGCUGUGAGCAAAGGCCUUGAGAAGGUUGAGCAGGAACUUGCUGCAUCAGAUAAUGAUGGAGCUAUCUCUACAGGCUUCCGGAAGGUCUUAAAAGGUUUCCUAGAUACAGCUGAAGCUAAAGUCAGGUCUCUCACCACAUUGUAUUCAGAAGUGGGAAGAAAUGCAGAUUCACUUUGCCAGUACUUCGGGGAAGAUCCCGCUAGGUGUCCAUUUGAGCAAGUGACACAAAUACUGUUCGUGUUCGUGAAGCUGUUCAACAAAUCUCGAGAAGAGAAUGCCCAACAGGCUGAAGCCGAAAAGAAGAAGUUGGAGAAAGAAGCUAUGAAAGAAAAAGCUGCUGCUACUUCUGCUGCAAAAAAGGAAGGAUUGGAUCUUGAAAGGUCCAAACAAAAUUCCACAAAUAGAAGACAAUCAACACGGGUUAUUGAGAGAUGAUCAAACAAAUAACACAAGAAAUAUAUAGAGAUGGAAGUUCAUCUUUCCAUUGAAGCUUCUGGUUUGUGUUCAGAAAUCUGGGUUACUCACUCAGAUUAUGAAUGUUGAGGAUCAGUUUACAUAAAACCAGUUUACAAGGGUUCAUGAAUUGUGUAUAAUAUCUCAAAGGUCAGAAAUGAGUCUGUUUAGGCAUCUUUUUAUGCCUCUUAAUGUUUCUGCAAUUUUUCCUCUUUAUAUCUUUGAUUUUUAAUCAUUUUGUUUCAAACAUUUAGUGUUUACUGUGUAUAGGAUGUACAUUUCUGUAAUUACAAAGAGUUAGUAAAGUACUCGUAUGAAAUGAUAUACACGAUUCCUUUCUCCUUUGCUCGAUA
Messenger RNA from Spinacia oleracea (spinach), 4812 nucleotides. RefSeq names its product formin-like protein 14. The transcript is spliced from 19 exons. The record is from RefSeq and is a predicted model, not a curated record. NCBI's taxonomy places the organism in Eukaryota, Viridiplantae, Streptophyta, Magnoliopsida, Caryophyllales, Amaranthaceae. The coding region runs from base 278 to 4441 and encodes 1387 amino acids.